AUGGCCGUGCCGCCGCUCCGCCGGGCGCUGCUGCUGUGGCAGCUGCUGGCGGCGGGCGGCGCGGCGCUGGAGAUCGGCCGCUUCGAUCCGGAGCGCGGGCGCGGGCCGGCGCCGUGCCAGGUGGUGGAGAUCCCCAUGUGCCGCGGCAUCGGCUACAACCUGACCCGCAUGCCCAACAUGCUGGGCCACACGUCGCAGGGCGAGGCGGCCGCCGAGCUGGCCGAGUUCGCGCCGCUAGUGCAGUACGGCUGCCACAGCCACCUGCGCUUCUUCCUGUGCUCGCUCUACGCGCCCAUGUGCACCGACCAGGUCUCGACGCCCAUCCCCGCCUGCCGGCCCAUGUGCGAGCAGGCGCGCCUGCGCUGCGCGCCCAUCAUGGAGCAGUUUAACUUCGGCUGGCCGGACUCGCUCGACUGCGCCCGGUUGCCCACGCGCAACGACCCGCACGCGCUCUGCAUGGAGGCGCCCGAGAACGCCACGGCUGGCCCCGCUGAGCCCCACAAGGGCCUGGGGAUGCUGCCUGUGGCGCCGCGGCCCGCGCGGCCCCCUGGCGACGCAGCCCCGGGCCCGGGCGCAGGAGGCACCUGCGAGAACCCAGAGAAGUUCCAGUACGUGGAGAAGAGCCGCUCGUGUGCGCCGCGCUGCGGGCCGGGCGUCGAGGUGUUCUGGUCACGGCGCGACAAGGACUUCGCGCUGGUUUGGAUGGCCGUGUGGUCGGCGCUGUGCUUCUUCUCCACGGCCUUCACCGUGCUCACCUUCCUGCUGGAACCUCACCGCUUCCAGUACCCGGAGCGCCCCAUCAUCUUCCUCUCCAUGUGCUACAACGUCUACUCUCUCGCCUUCCUCAUCCGCACAGUGGCGGGCGCCCAGAGCGUGUCCUGCGACCAGGAGGCCGGAGCGCUCUACGUGAUUCAGGAAGGCUUGGAGAACACGGGCUGCACCCUGGUCUUCCUGCUGCUCUAUUACUUUGGCAUGGCCAGCUCGCUGUGGUGGGUGGUCCUGACGCUCACCUGGUUCCUGGCAGCUGGCAAGAAAUGGGGCCAUGAAGCCAUUGAGGCCCAUGGCAGCUACUUCCACAUGGCUGCCUGGGGCCUGCCGGCCCUCAAGACCAUCAUUGUCCUCACGCUGCGCAAGGUGGCUGGGGAUGAGCUGACAGGGCUCUGCUACGUCGCCAGCAUGGAUGCAGCAGCGCUCACGGGCUUCGUGCUGGUGCCCCUGUCCUGCUACCUGGUGCUAGGCACCAGCUUCCUCCUGACCGGCUUCGUGGCCCUCUUCCACAUCCGCAAGAUCAUGAAGACCGGCGGCACCAACACGGAGAAGCUGGAGAAGCUCAUGGUCAAGAUCGGGGUCUUCUCCAUCCUCUACACGGUGCCUGCCACCUGCGUCAUCGUCUGCUAUGUCUAUGAACGCCUCAACCUGGACUUCUGGCGCCUCAGGGCCACAGAGCAGCCAUGCUCGGCAGCUGCUGCCCCCGGAGGCCGGAGGGACUGCUCUCUGCCAGGGGGCUCAGUGCCUACCGUAGCUGUCUUUAUGCUCAAAAUCUUCAUGUCACUGGUGGUAGGCAUCACCAGCGGUGUGUGGGUAUGGAGCUCUAAGACUUUCCAGACCUGGCAGAGCCUGUGCCACCGCAAGAUGGCAGCUGGCCGGGCCCGAGCCAAGGCCUGUCGGGCCUCUGGGGGCUAUGGCCGUGGCACCCACUGCCACUAUAAGACCCCUACUGUGGUCUUGCACAUGACUAAGACGGACCCCUCUCUGGAGAACCCCACACACCUCUAGUGACAGAGGCCUGGCUCUGGGUAGUGGCUGCCCCUUCUUUGCCCUCCCCUCCCCCCAAGAGACAGCUGACUAGCAGCUGCCCAGCUGUCAAGGUCAGGCAAGUGAAUGCCAGGGGGCUGAGGACCAGGGUGGGGACCCAGAGAGACUCACAUCCCUCUCCCCGGCUAGUGCAUGGGGAGGGGGGAUAGGCCUGUUUGAGUCCCGGAAGGUGUGAGGAGAGGAGGGGGCAGAAGAGAGCGUGGUUUAGCAGGCGCUUAUUUAAUGAUGUAAUUUAUUGUUGAGUUCCUCUGGAAGCUGUGACUGGAAUAAACCCCGGUGUGGCACUGCUGAGUCCUCUCUGGGCUGGGAAGGGGAAGGUAGGACAAGGGUCUGCAGGGCUCCCUGAGAGCAGAGCUGGAGGGGUGUCGCGCUCAUUCUCUGGCUCCCCUCCAAUCAAGACUAAGUUCCCCCACGGCACAGCUGUUUUGCAGAAGUGUGUGUGUGUGCACGUGUGUACCUGUGUGCGCGCGCACAAGCCUCUUUCUGAGGCCUGAGUGCCGUGCCUCCAAAGUGGGGCUGGGAUGCCUGCCAGGAUGCUUAGAGAAUCCCCGGGAGGACACGAGGCCCUCUGGCUCGGGGGUGUCCAGCCGCUCGGGGCUGUGGUUGUCUUCCCUUCCUCACCCUUUGUUUUCCUCAUUAGUGGACAAGGUGGGGAUUGAGCCUCCUCCACCUUGUCUCAACGGGUCCCCUUCCCAGGCCUGAGGCUGGAGGAUGACCAUCCUCAUUGCCUCUGAGGGAUACUGGCCUGUUCAACUCCUUCUUUGGGGCGCUGGUCAAGGCAUCCCCAUAUCCGGCCCCCCCUUGUCUCUGGGAGGGGCACGUGGGCCCAGCUUAGCAACGGCUUCUUGGUGGUGUGGAUGUGGGCCCAGAGAUGGAAACCCUUGAGCUUAGUAGCGAUUGGCAGCAAGCUCCACACUGGUAGCUUGCACACUUGUGUUGGGAGGUAGGCAGAGGCACUGUGUGUGCUGGGGCAGCUCAGGGCCCUGGGACCUGCCUCCUCUGUCCCGUGUGAUGUAGCUGUGUAGGCCACCUGAGACCUUUCAGCUUGUGGUCAAACACCAUAUUGACCUGGGACACUCACUCCAGCCAGAUAAAGGCACUGGUCACCGUCCCGGGGCCUGUACUACCUGUAGCCAGCAUUCGGUAUCAGUGCCAGGAGACCCUCAGGGCCCAGGCUGGGGCAGGUGCCCCCAUUGCUUUCUACAGUAGGAGGGCAGAGCCCCCGAGGCAGGGCCUCUCAGGCUUGAGCUUUGCCCAGCACCAGCUACCAGUGCACAGGGACCAGAGAAGUCUGAUGAGAAUCACCCAGGUUGGGUCAAGGUCCCAAGCAGGUCCCUCAUGGGUUGAGUUGGGGUCAGGCUCAUCCUUCAGCACAAGGGUCCCCAGGGGCAUGUACAGGAAUGUCCUUGUCCUUCUCUUCCCACAGCACAAAAUAAGUCUGUGCCUUUGACCAACAAUGCUAAGGGACCUUAAUUCCUUCUAACUGGGUGAGAAACAGAAUGAAGAGAGGUAAUAAGGAGCCCAUUAUGGGAGUGAUGGCAGUGACCGCACUGAGUGGGCUCCCGGGCAGUCUGCAGGGAGUGUGGGGUGCUGAGGGUGUGCCAUUGGG
Messenger RNA from Marmota monax (woodchuck), 3424 nucleotides. It is a transcript of the gene Fzd9, whose product is annotated as frizzled class receptor 9. The coding region runs from base 1 to 1776 and encodes 591 amino acids. Gene Ontology annotation, biological process: non-canonical Wnt signaling pathway; canonical Wnt signaling pathway. The record is from RefSeq and is a predicted model, not a curated record. The transcript has a single exon. NCBI's taxonomy places the organism in Eukaryota, Metazoa, Chordata, Mammalia, Rodentia, Sciuridae. Gene Ontology annotation, molecular function: Wnt-protein binding; Wnt receptor activity. Gene Ontology annotation, cellular component: plasma membrane.